GGAGGCGGAGUCUAGUUUCCCUGGUGACGGGUUGUCUGGCGGUCUCCUGGUAACGGGUCGCGAAGGUCCUGGCUGCGGCAGCUCAGACGGCCUAGGCCGCGGAGGUCUGCGGGCCUGACCGCGGCUAGGCUGUUUCUACCUGUCCUGCCAUGGCUGCCGCCGCGGCUGUGGUCGCGCCGUCGGGUUUGGAGGAUGGGGUGCCUCGGUCCCGUGGCGAAGGGGCCGGAGAGGUGAUCGUGGAGCGGGGGCCUGGCGCGGCCUACCACAUGUUCGUGGUGAUGGAGGACUUGGUGGAGAAGCUGAAGCUGCUCCGCUACGAGGAGGAACUCCUCCGGAAGAACAACCUGAAACCCCCGUCCAGACACUAUUUUGCAUUGCCUACUAACCCUGGUGAACAGUUCUACAUGUUUUGUACUCUUGCUGCUUGGUUGAUUAACAAAGCAGGACGUCCCUUUGAGCAGCCUCAAGAAUAUGAUGACCCUAAUGCAACAAUAUCUAACGUUUUAUCUGAGCUUCGGUCGUUUGGAAGAACUGCAGAUUUUCCUCCUUCAAAAUUAAAGUCAGGUUAUGGAGAGCAUGUAUGCUAUGUUCUUGAUUGUUUAGCUGAAGAAGCAUUGAAAUAUAUUGGUUUCACCUGGAAAAGGCCAGUAUACCCAGUGGAAGAAUUAGAAGAAGAAAUUGUUCCAGAAGAUGAUGCAGAAUUAACAUUAAAUAAAGUAGACGAAGAAUUUGUGGAAGAGGAGACAGAUAAUGAAGAAAACUUUAUUGAUCUCAACGUCUUAAAGGCCCAGACAUAUCACUUGGAUAUGAACGAGUCUGCCAAACAAGAAGAUAUUUUGGAAUCCACAACAGAUGCUGCAGAAUGGAGUCUAGAAGUAGAACGUGUACUACCACAACUGAAAGUCACGAUUAGGACUGACAAUAAGGAUUGGAGAAUCCAUGUUGACCAAAUGCACCAGCACAAAAGUGGAAUUGAAUCUGCUCUAAAGGAGACCAAGGGAUUUUUGGACAAACUCCAUAAUGAAAUCAGUAGGACUCUGGAAAAGAUCGGCAGCCGAGAAAAGUACAUCAACAAUCAGCUUGAGCACUUGGUUCAAGAAUAUCGUGCAGCUCAAGCCCAGCUGAGUGAGGCAAAGGAGCGAUACCAGCAGGGAAACGGAGGAGUAACUGAAAGGACCAGACUGCUGUCGGAGGUUACAGAAGAAUUAGAAAAGGUAAAACAAGAAAUGGAAGAAAAGGGCAGCAGCAUGACUGAUGGUGCUCCUUUGGUGAAGAUUAAACAGAGCUUAACAAAACUGAAGCAAGAAAUUAUUCAGAUGGACAUUAGAACCGGUGUUGUGGAACACACGUUACUCCAGUCAAAACUGAAGGAGAAGUCCAACAUGACCAGGGACAUGCAUGCGACAAUUAUUCCAGAAUCAGCUAUCGGCUCUUAUUAAAACAUACUGUUUUCUUGCUUCUGAUUAGUUGAUUUUUUAUAUCAUAUUCUAUUUCAUGUUGCAGAGAUUUAAAAACACACACUACACUUCUUAAAGCAUGUUCAAUGGUUUUUUGAACAUGCUUUUACAUAUAUACACACAUAAAUUGUAUCAUGGUGAUUAUGAUGGUUAAAGCCUUUACAUUGAAUAUAAUGUUUAAUAAAGUAAUUAAAAAUUCUUACUUUCA
Microcebus murinus (gray mouse lemur) is the source of this 1665-nucleotide messenger RNA. It is a transcript of the gene IFT57, whose product is annotated as intraflagellar transport 57. The record is from RefSeq and is a predicted model, not a curated record. Gene Ontology annotation, biological process: non-motile cilium assembly; intraciliary transport. Gene Ontology annotation, cellular component: cilium; Golgi apparatus; microtubule organizing center. NCBI's taxonomy places the organism in Eukaryota, Metazoa, Chordata, Mammalia, Primates, Cheirogaleidae.